Molecule: messenger RNA, 7607 nt
Organism: Mastomys coucha (southern multimammate mouse)
Lineage: Eukaryota; Metazoa; Chordata; Mammalia; Rodentia; Muridae
Gene: Scai
Product: suppressor of cancer cell invasion
Exons: 18
Coding region: 129-1949 (606 amino acids)
Biological process (GO): DNA-templated transcription
Cellular component (GO): nucleus
Molecular function (GO): transcription corepressor activity
Source: RefSeq, a predicted model, not a curated record
CGCGGCAAGCCUGGCCGAGGCGCGAGGCCCUCCUCCCGUCUCUCCGCCUACUCCAGCCUCCGCCGCUUCAGCUUCCCGAGCGAGCCCUGCGGCCGCCGGAGCAUCUCCCGCGGCGGAGCAGGAGCCGGAUGGUCAGAGGAGCCCGGCAGUCCCAGCAGCCGCGGAGUCGCCUGGCCCCCAGACUGUCUGGCACAGUGGAGAAACCACCUCGAAAACGGAAAAGCAGGACUGAAUUUACUCUUAAAGAAACCAUGUCCUCUGGAGGUGCUGAAGAUGACAUCCCACAGGGAGAGAGGAAGACAGUUACAGAUUUCUGUUAUCUUUUGGAUAAAUCCAAGCAACUGUUCAAUGGCUUAAGAGAUUUGCCUCAGUAUGGACAGAAGCAGUGGCAGUCCUACUUCGGAAGAACUUUUGAUGUUUACACCAAACUUUGGAAAUUCCAGCAGCAGCAUCGACAAGUCUUGGAUAAUCGGUAUGGCUUGAAGCGGUGGCAAAUAGGAGAGAUUGCUUCCAAGAUCGGGCAGCUGUAUUACCACUAUUAUUUACGAACUUCUGAGACCAGCUAUCUGAAUGAGGCUUUCUCCUUCUACUCUGCAAUCAGACAGAGAUCAUACUAUUCUCAAGUCAAUAAAGAGGACAGGCCUGAGUUGGUUGUUAAGAAACUCCGAUACUAUGCAAGAUUUAUAGUAGUUUGCCUUCUUCUUAACAAAAUGGACGUUGUGAAAGACCUGGUAAAGGAAUUGUCUGAUGAAAUUGAAGAUUAUACUCAUCGCUUUAAUACAGAAGAUCAAGUGGAGUGGAACUUGGUGCUUCAAGAGGUAGCAGCAUUCAUUGAGGCAGACCCUGUGAUGGUGUUAAAUGAUGAUAACACCAUUGUUAUCACAUCCAAUCGCCUCGCUGAGACAGGAGCCCCCUUGCUGGAGCAAGGCAUGAUUGUGGGACAGUUGUCUCUAGCUGAUGCACUCAUUAUUGGUAAUUGUAAUAAUCAGGUCAAAUUCAGUGAAUUAACUGUUGACAUGUUCCGGAUGUUGCAAGCCUUGGAGAGGGAGCCAAUGAAUUUAGCUUCCCAGAUGAAUAAGCCAGGAAUACAGGAGCCAGCUGAUAAGCCCACCAGACGAGAAAACCCCCACAAGUAUCUACUCUACAAACCAACCUUCAGCCAACUGUAUACAUUCUUAGCAGCAUCUUUUAAGGAGCUGCCUGCCAAUAGUGUGCUUCUGAUUUACCUGUCAGCCACUGGCGUUUUCCCCACAGGUCGUUCUGAUGGUGAAGGUCCUUAUGACUUUGGAGGUGUACUUACUAAUAGUAACCGAGACAUUAUCAAUGGAGAUGCUAUCCACAAACGAAAUCAGUCUCACAAGGAAAUGCACUGCCUUCAUCCUGGAGAUCUCUAUCCGUUCACAAGGAAACCCCUGUUCAUCAUUGUGGACUCCUCCAAUAGUGUUGCCUACAAGAAUUUUACAAAUUUGUUUGGACAGCCACUCGUCUGCCUUCUUUCUCCCACGGCAUAUCCAAAAGCUUUGCAAGAUCAGUCUCAGCGAGGUAGCCUCUUCACGCUCUUUUUGAACAAUCCUCUAAUGGCCUUCCUAUUUGUCUCUGGAUUGUCAAGCAUGCGUAGAGGCCUGUGGGAAAAGUGUCAAGAAUAUCUUCGAAAAAUCAACCGUGAUAUUGCCCAGCUACUGACCCAUUCACGUUCAAUAGAUCAGGCCUUCCUCCAGUUUUUUGGAGAUGAAUUUCUUCGAUUGCUUCUCACAAGGUUUGUCUUCUGUUCAGCCACCAUGAGGAUGCACAAGGCCUUUCGGGAAACUCGAAAUUACCCAGAAUCCUAUCCACAACUGCCAAGGGAUGAAACUGUGGAGAACCCUCACCUUCAGAAGCACAUUUUGGAAUUGGCCUCCAUUCUGGAUGUUCGAAACAUCUUUUUUGAGAAUUCUAUGGAUGACUAUUAAAACCCUCUUGUUUAACAGCUUUUCAUUUUCCACAGAUUUUAAAUGGUGCAGUUUUUUAAUGUAAUGACAGUGUGUUACUUGGUUUUUAUUUUUGGAUUUAGGAACCACCAUUUUAAAAGCAAACUGAAAAGUUCAAACUUUUAGGGUAAAUUUUAAAAUAUAAUCUUUCAAGUCUUUUAAAGUCUCAAUCUUGAAAUUUUUAUUUUUUUUGGUUUUGGCACUAGAUACUUACCUCCAGCAUCCACCCCCACACUCAAAUAGUUACUAUUGCCACCUUAAGAAGAAUAUAUUGUUUAUUUUUACAUAAUGAGGACAAUCCAUAAGUUAAACUUGGACCUUUAAGUGUCUGGAUUUGGGAAAUACCUAAUUGUUUGUAGUGGUGAAACUGACCACGUGAACAUUUGAAAAACAAGAGCAGAACCCUUCUGUGGAGUUUCUUUUCACUCCACACUAAUAGGUAGGAAAAUAAGUUACUCUCUGAUGUGCUUAGAUGUCUUGAGAUCUCUGAAUUUCAUUAAAUGAUGUUAAAUUUUUAGAACCUGUUUAGAAUUAGUUUGCAUCUGGAAAUUAAAUUUUAAAUUGGAACUUUAAGAUGACAUAUUAUUUAGAAUGUUAAUACUAUUAUUAUAAGAUUUGUUUGCAUAUUUUAUUUUCUUUGUGGUCUUUGAAUGCUAAAAAUGCAAAGGAAAAUACUUUUAAAUAUUUCAGCCAAAAAUCAAGUCAUAGGUUUAAUAAUCCUGUGAUGUCUCCAGUAGGAUUUCUACGUAGACUCUUCUUUGAUUGGUUUUAAACAGUGUUGUGAUCGAUUCCUUGGUAUAUUCACUGCACAGUUUCUAAUCUUUUUUCAUAUUCAAGUUUCCAAGGCAUUGAUGCUAGAGAGACUGCCAAUGUGAGUUGAGGAUAACUGGGUGUUAAGAAUGUAAAUUGUGAGUUAAUUUUGCUUUAACAGUUUGGAAGUAAGAUAUUAAAACUCCCUGUGCUUUGUUAUUUUAUAUUCAUGCACAAGUUGUUUUAUUAUUUUAAAUAGGACUCAGUAUAUAAUAUAAAGAUUUUUGUAUGUUCUUCCCUUCCAUCUCCUUGAUAAUCUCAUAGGUAUAGCUAUGAAGGUUCUUCCUUCCUGGCCUCUUUGGGUUGCAUGGCAUGUAAAUUCAGAAAUCUGUGAAUUGUAAGGUCUUCUACCUAUGUUCAUGGUCUACCCCUGAUAGUUCCUGGAGAAAUGAGGUAGUUGUUUUCAGUAUCUCUUUCCUGUGUCCCUAAAAAAGUUUUUGAUGUGGUAUUUUAACCCAGUUACUCUCACUAGAGCAUCAUGUGGAUGUAAGUUGGGGCCACAUCUGCUCCAGUGCACUUACUUUGUGAAGUCCAGGUUAUGAUUGGGUCAGGGACUUAGGAAGUUUCAUUUGCUUUUAAAAUUGUUUGUAUGUUCUUUUAGACAUUAUUUUUUAAAGCUUAGAAAAAGGUUAAUCUGGAAAGAGCCCUUCCAGGCAGAGGUUUUUCUUUUUUAAAAGGCCUACGUUCAUUUGUUUGCAAAUCAUGAUUUUCCUUUUUUUACUGUCCUCCUGGAGUGUAGCAAUAAAUGGUCAUUAGCUGUCUGGCCCCUGUUCCAGUUCCCUUAAGUGCUGACCAGCAACACACACUUUCCUGUUCCCUGACAUCUAAAGUGGCCCUGACCUGUUUUAUUCUUUCUUGCUAAGCAUAAGGACCACUGGUUUCAGAAGCAAGAGGUCUGAGUUCUAAUCCCGGCUUUUCUAGUAACUAGCAUGAUGUCCUUUGACAGACAAAUAGCUUUAUGGGUCUGUUUUUUAGCACUCUUCCAUAUAAAAUAGAGUGGCUCACUUAAGAUCCUAUUCCUGUUGAUUGUACAGUUUGGAGCAUUGGUUCCAAACAUGUUGAUUUCCUCCCCAUUGCUUCCAGAACAGUUGAUUUGUGUGGUUUUUGCACUCUAACAUCCUUUCUAUAUUGUGUUUAUUACUAAGAUGGUUCAAUACAAACCAAAAACCCCUAGAUUAUACUUGGCUGUUUUGAGACUUGCUUAAAGUGACUUUCCUGAAGAAAUUAGACCUUCUAUGGUCAGAAAAUGUGUAUGUUAGAGAUGACAGUGUAAAACUAGAUUAUAACAUGGGUUCUUAAACUAAAAGUAAUGCAGUUCCUAACUAGUGGAUAUAAAAUGGACCAAAACUAAGGCUGUAACUUCUUGGUAGAGCAUUUAGCUAGUAUUCAGAAAUCCUGUGUUUGGUCUCCAUCACUAGGGAAAAAAAAUUUUCUAAAGAAAGAAAACAAUAGAGCCAAUUUUGAGCCGGGUAUGGUAAUGUAUGCCUUUAAUCCCAGUGCAUGGGAGAAUAAGGCAGGAAGGUUGCAAGGUCAGAGCUAACCUAGAUUAUAUAGCAAAAGUCCACCUCAAAAAUAAUUGCUAAGAGAUCUGAAAUCUUUUGAGAAGAAAACCAGAAUAGGAAAUUUGAAACUUUAAAAAAAAAAAUCUAUGCCUUUAAAAAUAAAAACAAACAUGUAUCACACAUCCCACAUAUUUUUUCUUUAAUGGCACGUGAAAUGUAAGCAGAGGAAACUUAAAAAUCCUUACCUUGAUGAUUAAGAUUGUGGCUUAGUAUUAGAACCUUGCCUAGCAUGCAUUAUAUCCCUGGUUUCCAUUCCUGGUACUUAGAGGUCUAUCAGGAGCAUCAGGAGUUCAAGGCCAUGCUUAGCUGUAGAGAGUAAGCUCUAGACCAGCCUGCACUACAGUGUAAGACCCCUUCGCAAAAGUAGAUUUGCCUAUUUUAAGCCACAUUUAAUCUUAGAAUUUUUAAAAACUUAAAACUAAAAAGAGCAAAGCCAAGGGAGCCACAUUUUUGUACUCAAAUUGCACAAAUUUCUCUGUAGUUCUGAUAAAGUUUCUGGUGUCUUAAGAAUCAACUAUAAACAAACUAGGAAGAAUCAGACUUUAAGAGACUGGUCAUGCACAAAGCAAAGUGAAGCACAAGGAGAUUUUCUUUCUGUAUCCAUGUAUUUCUGAUACUAAACCUUUCCUGUCUUAUAGAAAGAAAGCUGAGAUGUCAGAAGCUACUGGUUAUUUGCUGAUAAACAUACAUACACGAGCUCAUCUCAGCCCAGUUGCUCAGGCUUCUUUCUGUAAUAAACAGGAGGGAGAAUUUUAGAGCUGUAAAAUCUUAACAUAAAAAUUAAGAUUUUGUUCUCACUGUUUUGGAUAUUCAAACCAGUCAAGAUAAGGCUCAGUCAUAGAGUGCUUGCCUAGCAUCUGCAAGGCUCUGUGUUCAAAUCCCAGUACAAUGAAUAUUCACACCAGUGAAUUACCGACCACUAGCAUUUUUUUAUUAAUUAUAAAAUCAGAUUUUUUUCUUUGAUUUUAGGCAGUAUAUAUUCUUUGUAUGUAUGUGUUUCCCUCCUAGGAAGUGGUGCUCUCAAAAACUUUCAAAGCACAGAAUUUAUUGUGCCCUUUAUACUUUUUAACAAAGUUAAAAUGUUUCACAGUUUGUGAAUUGAAGUGUAAUUUGUUCUUAUUUGAGGCUUUCCUGACUCGAGGUCUGGGUUUGGGGUUUGAUUUUGUUUUUUCUCCUCCAUCAUGUAAUAGAAUUCCCUCAAAUAGGUAAUGAUACUGAAUUUCAUUAAUGUCAAGGAAGAAGUCCAGCUCAGACUUCUGAAUCAGACACAGAUCCUUCUAAAGCAUUCUUCUACAAGUUCAAUCUCUGGCUGUGUCUGGCAGAGGGUUGAGGGGGGUUGUUCAACCUAGUUGAAAAAUCUCAGCUAUCUGUGGAGACUUAUAAUCACCUUAGUAACUAGAGAAUGUUCUGGACUGGCGAUACAUUAAGGUGCCAGUGUCUGCAUACUUGGCCACUGCCAGAAUCAUCGUCCACUCUCUGUGAGUGGAAGACUUACUAUGAUAUGAAUUUGAAUGCCUUGAGUCUCCUGGAGACUUGGGAGUGUUUUCUGUUCUCAUGUUUAUUUAGAGAAUUUAAAGAGUGUUUAGGUUGAAGGCUCUUUUUAGAACUUAUUUAUUUGAAAUUCUUAUUUUUAAUGGCAUGUGUAUAUUUUUGUGAUGCUAUAUGAAAUCUCUGUAAACUUUUUGUAUAUAUGUGUACAUACUUUUAAAUAUCUUGGUAUGCAGUGAUGCAGUGUGUGCAUAUUAUAUACCCAUACCCAUUGUGGGCUGAUUUAUUUUAGUUCUGUGAGGACAUCAGAGUGGCAUUGUUCAUGCUACUAUAAUUAGGUUGUGGCUGGAUAUCCUUCACAAGCUUCAAUUUUAAGGGGCUUGUGCUGAGAUAAAAUGGGCUCCUUUGGAGUUGAAAUUAAGAUAUGAAGAUACUAAGAGUAAGCUGCAUAUUCUCAGCUUUAAAGUCAUCCACAAACUUCCAUUUAAAUUGAUAUAUUUGCUAGAAACCUGAAAAACUAUGUUUGUGAAACUGAGACACCAGCAGUGUCUUAGUCUAUUAGUUCUUUAUUUUUCUUAGCCCAUAUUAGAAUGUUAGUGCUGAUUAGUACUUUGAGGGCUAUUGAAAAAAAUUACUUUGCUCUCACUAGAAAAUAGGAAAUGUCUUUUAAGUUGAGGAAAUAGCCAUGUUUAUCAUUGUAAUUAUCUGAUGCUAAAUUUUAAUUUCUGAGGUUUUUUCCAUCAGUAUGCUCAUUAUAUAAGUGUCUCUGUGAGGCAGAAGAAGGGACAUUAGCAAAAAAGGCUGAACCUCAGUGGGCUGGAUAGAGGGGACUGGGUUGUUGAUGUGUAUGUCUACAGCAGCUAUUUGGCUAAGUAAACUUUUCUUGCUGGCAUUGCAUAUCAAAGAUAAAUCUAUUCAUCAGAGAAAAUGCUUUCAGCACAUUUAGAGCCUUUUAUUCCUGAGUUCUCUGGGAAUACUUUUUGUUAUUAUUAUUAUUGGAUAUUUUCUUUAUUUACAUUUCAAAUGUUACCCACUUUCCCAGUUUCCCUCCCUCCCAGAAACACCCUAUCACAUCCUCCCUCCCCCUGCUUCUAUGAGGGUGUUCCUCCACCCACCCACCCACUUCCACCUCCCCACCCUCGAUUCUGAGAAUCUUUUACUGUACAAUUUAACCAUACAUUCACACACAAGGUAGAUUUCUUAAUAUGAAGUGCCUAAGAGGCUAUAAAAUUGUAGGCUUCUAGCUGAGCACAAUGUGUGAGGCAGGGAGGGUAUCUGUAAUUCCAGUUCUUAGGAGAGGGAGGUACAUGUUUGAGGCCAGCUUCUGGUGCAUAGUAAGUUUAGGAUUAGCAUGGGCCACAGGAAUCCCUGGCUCAAAAAUCAUAACAGACUUGGGAUGAUGGUGUUGGAGAGAGUAAAUUACAGAAAAUAUGUACAGUGCCAAAUUGAGAAUCCUGGGGUUUUGCAGCAUAGCAAUAUUUUUAGUUCAUGUAUUUGUUUGCAUGAAUGAAUACAAGGGAUGUUUAGACACACUUCGAUACAUUUACCGAAAAGAACAAAGUUAUUUCUGCAUUGUAAAAUAUAACUCCAGCGCAAUUUUCUACUGUAUUCUUCCAAAAACCAAGUCUCUCUUAUUACUUGUUUCAAAGAGAAAAAUCAAUUUGAGUCCAUUUUACCACUUCUAAAAUUAUUGCAUUUGCUCCUGCCCCAUUGUUAAUAAAGCAUCCAGCUAUUUAUAACACUUUUCAAUUAUACUCUUAAAGUUAUCUUUUUCCUGAAA